CGUAGUGUACGUUGCUCCGCAGAUGAUGUUCCGUUUUGUUCAAGGCCUGUCUGUUGGCCUGAGUAUGGACACCAACAAGCUGCCUGCUGUAGCUGCGCACAUUUAUCGCCAACAUUUUGCUGAGUUAGCCACAAGCCGGUAUGAACCUGAGCCCAAUAGCUUAUUCCUGGAGAGCUUUGACCAGCAGCGCAGCAAUCAGCAGCAAAACAUAGCUUCCACGUUGCAGGACGUUUGGAUCUUUGGCUAUGGCUCGCUUGUGUGGAAGGCUGAUUUUCCCUACAUUGACCGUAGGCGUGGCUAUGUUUGUGGUUAUAGGCGGCGGUUUUACCAGCACAGCAUCGAUCAUCGCGGCGUACCGGAGAAGCCAGGACGUGUAGUCACCUUGCUGCCGGGUGACGCCACAGUGGAUCGUGUUUAUGGUGUGGCCUACCGCAUAGCGGCGUCUCAGAAAGCGAAUGUAUUGGAUCAUCUGGACUAUCGCGAGAAGAAUGGCUAUGAGCGCUGUAAACUAGAGUUUCAUGAGUAUCCAACCACAACCAUGCCCAUUGAGGUUAUUAUGUAUGUGGCAACGCAGGGUAAUGAUUCCUAUGCCGGUGCUGUGUGGCAAGUGCCACGCAUUGCCAAGCAAAUUUUCACCGCUGCUGGUCCGAGUGGUCCAAAUCGCGAGUACCUUUUUAAUCUUUACAUGGCUAUGAGCGUUCUUUUUCCGGAUGCCGUGGAUGAGCAUCUGACGGAGCUAAUGCAUUGCGUCAAGCGAUGUAUUGAGUUGGAAGAGCCAUUACUGCUGGAGAGAGCGCUCUGCCGGCGAAUUACAGUUAUCCUAAAUGAAUGUCUCACUGAGGAGCAAACGCUGGCACAACGCUUGGAAGGAUUGCAGGAAGAGUGUUUGCAGCCAGGCUGGCGAGAGAGAUUACUUAGCCAGGAGCUAGAGCUCGACUCUUGACCAGAAAUCCUACCAAGUGUGCAAU
This is a messenger RNA of Drosophila busckii, 968 nucleotides long. RefSeq names its product putative glutathione-specific gamma-glutamylcyclotransferase 2. Gene Ontology annotation, molecular function: glutathione specific gamma-glutamylcyclotransferase activity; gamma-glutamylcyclotransferase activity. Bases 23 to 943 code for a protein of 306 amino acids. Gene Ontology annotation, biological process: glutathione catabolic process. The record is from RefSeq and is a predicted model, not a curated record. Lineage: Eukaryota; Metazoa; Arthropoda; Insecta; Diptera; Drosophilidae. The transcript has a single exon. Gene Ontology annotation, cellular component: cytoplasm.